UCGUUGUUUCACGAAACGCUUGCUAAAUUCUUAAUUUCAAGAGCGUUCAUUUACGUAGAUGUUUCAGAAAUAAACAUGGCGUCCGCAGUUCUCCGAUCAAGCGGACGACUGUGUCAAAACUCGGUAUUAAAGCAUGCAGUGAAGGCGUUGUCAGUGCCACAGACCUCCCAACAGAAAAGAAAUCUCUCCCUCCAUGAAUAUUUAUCUUGGGAUCUUCUCAAAGAAGCUGGAGUUAAGGUCCCUAAAUACAGGGUUACAGAGAGUGUUAAAGAAGUCCAAAGAAUAGCAGAGGAUUUAGUGAAUGAAACUGGGAAUCAAGAUGUAGUAGUCAAAGCACAAGUCCUGGCCGGUGGCAGGGGAAAAGGAACAUUUUCCAGUGGUUUGAAGGGUGGAGUUAAACUAGCCUUUUCCCCAGAAGAAGCCGAGGGUUUGGCAAGUAAAAUGAUUGGUCAUAAAUUGGUUACAAAACAGACCGGUGAGGCUGGCAGAAUCUGUAAUACUGUGAUGAUCGUAGAAAGAUUAUACGCUCGUAGAGAGUUCUAUUUCGCAAUCGCAAUGGAGAGAGCUUUCCAUGGUCCAAUUAUGAUAGGCAGCUCACAGGGUGGUAUGAACAUUGAGGAAGUUGCUAAGGAGAAUCCCACCGCUAUAAUAAAGGAGCCCAUUGAUAUAACAACAGGGGUAACCCGAGAACAGGCAGUCAACUUAGCAGCAGAUAUGAGUUUCGAUGCUCUUAGUAUUGACCAGGCAGCUGAUACGUUUUUGAACCUGUAUAACAAUGUGUUUUUGAAGUACGAUGCUACAAUGUUGGAGAUCAACCCCAUGGCAGAGGACAGCAAUGGCAAUGUGUAUUGCAUGGAUUGUAAAUUGAACUUUGAUGACAAUGCUGCAUAUAGACAGCAAGAAAUUUACCAAUUACGUGAUUGGACUCAAGAAGAUUCUAGAGAACAGAGUGCGGCCAAAUCAGAUCUAAACUACAUUGGUCUGGAUGGAAGUAUCGGGUGCCUUGUGAAUGGUGCAGGUUUAGCUAUGGCAACUAUGGACAUUAUCAAACUGCAUGGUGGACAGCCAGCUAACUUUUUAGAUGUUGGUGGUGGAGCAACUUCUAAACAGGUCACAGAGGCAUUUAGACUUAUCACAUCGGACCCUAAUGUAAACUCUAUUCUUGUGAACAUAUUUGGUGGAAUCAUGAGGUGUGAUGUGAUAGCACAAGGCAUUGUACAGGCUGGGGAAACGUUAGAUCUUAAAAUACCAAUUGUGGUACGAUUACAAGGUACACGGGUAGAAGAUGCUAAGGCCAUAUUGGCAGCCAGUCCACUUCGAAUGUUUGCUUCAGACGACCUUGAUCAAGCAGCUAAAAUGGCUGUAAAAUUAGCUGGCAUUGUGACCUUAGCAAAAGAGGCGUCAGUUGGAGUGACCUUUGAACUUCCUAUUUAGUGAUUAAAGAUCUUUUUAACCCUUUAGUAGUUUAAAUGUACUAUCUGUUACGGCAUUCAUUUUUGUUGGCAGUCAGUAUUGCCAAAAGUUUCUGUGUAAUGUUUUGUUUUCAAAUUUGAUCUGGAUAUAUUAAAACCUAACAACUGGCAAAACGUAGUUUCAUGCUCUCCAUUAUAAAACACGAAUGUAUUAAUCAGUGUUAUGCACUGGAACAAGCACGUAAAAGGGGAGACUAUCUCAUUUUAAGGCAAAAAACGGGUACUAUAUUAUUUUCUCAUACAGUUUUCAGUAAGUUUAUAAUACUCAGUUUUCUUUAUUGUUAAUUUCUUUAGAGAUAAACUUGUUUUUAAGCUUAUAACAUGGCUUAAUUUCUAAAAGAACAUGAUUGAACAUUGUCUGUUCUGUAACUGUUGAUGCACUGACCGGUGAAAUUAUAUGAUUAGUCAGUUAUGAUAUCUACUUCAUUUCUAUCAUAUUUUAAUGAGCAUGUCAGAAUGAUAAUAAACAAGGCUUUCUAGUGGUUUAUCGUCAGAUUUACCACAGUUUAUCGUUAAUAUGCUGGACAUUAAAGAAUUCAGGCUUAUUCCCCUGUGGUUCAAUUCCAGCAUAUCUUAACACCUACUGUAGUAAGUCUGAUGAUAAUAAACAAUAUGAGCCAUGCCAUGGGAAAACCAACAUAGUGGGUAUGCGACCAGCAUGGAUCCAGACCAGCCUGCGCAGUCUGGUCAGGAUCCAUGCUGUUCACUAACAGUUUCUCCAAUUCCAAUAGGCUUUAAAAGCGAACAGCAUGGAGCCUGACCAGACUGCGCGGAUGCUGGUCGUAUACCCACUAUGUUGGUUUUCUCAUGGCACGGCUCAUAUGAAUACAAUAUGUGAAGAAUAAAGUGCCAUGUGAAGUUUACAUCUUAUAAUGAGUGAUUUGAGGCUACUUUAACAUUUAGUACAUUUAUACAAUACUGGGACGAUAAUUUAUACAGAACUUUUAUCAAAUAUUUUGAAGUGGAAUUGUUAGAAUAAGUUUGAUUGGAUGAUGAUUAGGUUUGCUGAAUGAAUGAUGUUUGUU
Messenger RNA from Mercenaria mercenaria, 2497 nucleotides. Its product is annotated as succinate--CoA ligase [ADP-forming] subunit beta, mitochondrial-like. Gene Ontology annotation, cellular component: mitochondrion; succinate-CoA ligase complex. Bases 76 to 1434 code for a protein of 452 amino acids. Gene Ontology annotation, molecular function: succinate-CoA ligase (ADP-forming) activity; ATP binding; metal ion binding. The transcript has 11 exons. The record is from RefSeq and is a predicted model, not a curated record. Gene Ontology annotation, biological process: succinyl-CoA metabolic process; tricarboxylic acid cycle. NCBI's taxonomy places the organism in Eukaryota, Metazoa, Mollusca, Bivalvia, Venerida, Veneridae.